Molecule: messenger RNA, 1280 nt
Organism: Rhinopithecus roxellana (golden snub-nosed monkey)
Lineage: Eukaryota; Metazoa; Chordata; Mammalia; Primates; Cercopithecidae
Gene: CCDC197
Product: coiled-coil domain containing 197
Exons: 7
Coding region: 414-1229 (271 amino acids)
Source: RefSeq, a predicted model, not a curated record
AGCUAGGCCCCUUCCUCCUACAGUGCCUGUCUACCUGUGUUUGAUGCUUGGGGCUAGAAAGGUUGACCUUGUAGCCCCUCACCUUGUCUCCUCAACGCACUGGGCUGGUUCAGCAGUUGACCAAUGAAGGUCCUGCUUGCGUACCAGCCUUGGGUGAGUGGCCCAGGAACUGUUUGCAAGGUUGUGUUGAAGCUACUUGUAACUAGACCAUCUUCCCAGCUUGACCACGAGCUUGUUCGAAGCAUCUCUGCUUAGUCUCCACUGUAGUUCUGUGGGGAUGCUAACCCUGGCUUCCGAGGAUCCGAAGAAGAAGCUGCAGUUGUGACUGUUCCUUUUUGGUCUGUCUUCAUCCUGCCUGGCUCACGUGGCUCCUGUCCUCCUGUGUAGCUUGUGGCAGUGGGGUGACGGCAGCCAUGGACACAGGCCAGAGAGCUGGCCCAAGCAAUCCUGGUGACAAGGAAGAGGAUCUUCAAGGGCUGUGGCAGGAACUCUACCAGCUCCAGGCUAAGCAGAAGAAGCUCAAGAGAGAAGUCGAGAAGCACAAGCUUUUUGAAGACUAUCUGAUUAAGGUCCUUGAGAAAAUCCCCGAGGGCUGCACGGGAUGGGAGGAGCCGGAGGAGGCGCUGGUGGAGGCCAUGGUGAAGCACUACGGGAAGCUCUUCACAGCCAGCCAGGACACGCAGAAGCGCCUCGAGGCAUUCUCCCAGAUGAGCCAGGCCGUCCACCGGAGCCUGGAGUCUCUAGAGGAGGGUCACAGGGCUCUCAUGGCGAGCCUCAAGAUCCGGCUCUAUCAGCUGCAGAAGAAGUGUCACCGCAAGCAGAAGCAGUGUUGGCAGCUGGAGCACAGCAUCACUUACCAGAAGGACAUUGACUUCGACGCAAACACACACACCAGCAGCAGCUAUAAUGAUCAGCUGCUCAGCUACAUGCAAAUGAGCAUCACCAACAUGGCCCGGCAGUGCUGCCCCUCUGCCUACAGCAUGCCCAAAAGCAUGGAUCUCUUCUCCAAGCUCAGUCUGAUUAAGGAGUUCAUGUUGGACAAAAUGGAGACUAUAAGACUGAUCACACUGCUCACGGAACCCAGAGUGUGCUGGUCUUGGAACAGCCUCAGGGACCAGGGGCUCAGAAGACACCCCAAACCCUUCAGGAAAUAUCCAAGGAGCUGGGUUUCCACACCCAGGACCCCCUUUCCCAGCCCCCAUGCUUCAGAGUGCUCCAGCCUAUCCUGACCGGCCUACGCCUUGCAGGCCCCGUAGCAUCAUGACGUCUCCUGACCUGCC